AGCGCCCUUCGCGCGAGCUGGGUUGUGUCGGAGACACGGGAGCCGAGCAGGGACGCUGCGAGUCCCAGGACGAGGCAGAGCGGGGCAGCUGGUCUACCGAAGCGGCUGGCAGAGAGCAGCAGGAGGCCCCUCCGGGGAUCAGAAGCCUAGGGUUAGGAGCCGCAGGCAUGCUGCGCCCCAAGGCUUUGACCCAGGUGCUCAGCCAGGCCAACACAGGAGGCGUCCAGAGCACCCUGCUGCUGAAUAACGAGGGGUCGCUGCUGGCCUACUCGGGUUACGGCGACACGGACGCCCGGGUCACUGCGGCCAUUGCCAGUAACAUCUGGGCCGCCUACGACCGAAACGGGAACCAAGCGUUUAACGAAGACAAUCUCAAAUUCAUCCUCAUGGACUGCAUGCUCCGGUUGAAUCCUCCUGACCUGAGGGGCAGUUCAGUUCCUGAGGGAGGAAUCUCACCACGAGAGGGGCCAACUCAGUCAUGGAAAGCUCUGCCGGAGUCCAAGGAGGGCCGUGUGGCCAUCACCCGAGUGGCCAAUCUGCUGCUGUGUAUGUAUGCCAAGGAGACCGUAGGCUUCGGGAUGCUCAAGGCCAAGGCCCAGGCCUUGGUGCAGUACCUGGAGGAGCCCCUCACUCAAGUAGCAGCAUCCUAGCGGGCAGUGGUGCACGCUGAUGACGACAGUUGCAGGGGGAGGGCCCUUGGAAACCCUUCCUGGUCUGUGGGGGAGAGGACGGGACUUGUUUUUUUCAGAAUAAACUUUAACUCCA
This is a messenger RNA of Heterocephalus glaber (naked mole-rat), 765 nucleotides long. It is a transcript of the gene Lamtor2, whose product is annotated as late endosomal/lysosomal adaptor, MAPK and MTOR activator 2. The record is from RefSeq and is a predicted model, not a curated record. Lineage: Eukaryota; Metazoa; Chordata; Mammalia; Rodentia; Bathyergidae. Gene Ontology annotation, biological process: positive regulation of TOR signaling. Gene Ontology annotation, molecular function: guanyl-nucleotide exchange factor activity; molecular adaptor activity.